Ectocarpus siliculosus is the source of this 2702-nucleotide messenger RNA. Lineage: Eukaryota; Phaeophyceae; Ectocarpales; Ectocarpaceae. The record is from the annotation of a GenBank genome assembly.
AUGAUGAGAAGGCCUGCUGCUGCGGCGGCGGAGAGGUCGGCCGCCGGGGCGGCGAAAGGCGGCGGCGGCGGCGGCGGCGGCGGCAUUGGGCGGGGGGACGUUAUCCCCCGGGCGGUGAUGCUGCUGGUCGGGAAUGGGUUCCUGCUUAUGUACGCCUUCUCGAUCGAGACCAUCUACGCCAUGUUCCUCAAGGACAAUUUUGGUUACGGCGAGUCAGUCCUGUCGAUGGUUUUCGCCCUCAACGGGGUGGCCGUGGGCGUGCUGCAGCUCUUGGGGAUGCGGCACUUGGUGCGGCUUCUGGGGAAGCACAUGAUGCUCAUCGCCGGGAACAUGUGCCUCGCGGCCGGGAUGGUGGGGGUCGCCUUCUGCCGCCACCCUGUCGUACACUUUGCGCUGUUCACUGUGCACAUCAUGGGCUACUCUCUGGCGGACACGGCCCUCGUGGCCCUCAUCAGCAGGUACGCCUCGCCCGCCACGCAGGGACGGAGCCUGGGUCUCAACCAAGCGGCCCAGUCCAUGGCGAGGGUCGUCAGCCCCGUGUGGUCGAAGCGGCGGCUUCAGCUGCCCCUGGGGGCCCUCCCUUACCUCGUGGGGUCGGUGUUCCCGCUGGUGGGGGUGGCGGUGCCGUUCUGGCUUUACUUGCGCAGCGUCGAGGCCAAGAAACAAAACGGCGUUUACACGAGGGGGGGCGGGGUGGUCCAGGACCCCGGGCGUCAGGUCGGCGGCGUCAUUGGGCACAACAAGCAUUGUUAGUAGGAAACGACGAGAGCCAGCCGGCGUGCCAUGUAUUGUGAGUUGGGGUACAGCGAGAGGGGCCGUUCGCGCCGUGGGACCGCGAGGGGUCAAGGAGGAGGAGGUGGUGGUCUCUGGCGAAUGCAGUUGGCUGCAACACAGCCCGGUGGUCAAGAAGGAGGAGGUGGUGGUCUCUGGGGAAUGCGGUUGGCUGCAACACAGCCCGGUGGUCAAGAAGGAGGAGGUGGUGGUCUCUGGGGAAUGCGGUUGGCUGCAACACAGCCCGGUGGUCAAGAAGGAGGAGGUGGUGGUCUCUGGGGAAUGCGGUUGGCUGCAACACAGCCCGGUGGUCAGGGAGGAGGAGGUGGUGGUCUCUGGGGAAUGCGGUUGGCUGUAGCGCAGCCCGGUGUACCGGUGUGCACGUCAAUGCUAUGACUGCGUGCAUUGUGUGCGAGGAGAGAGAAAAUGCACCUAAUAGAAGGACGCACGCGAGGGGGGGGGGGUAUUCUACCACAUCUGCUGUGCCCCCUGCCCUUGGUUGUGGUGUGGGGCGGUGUUGGUUGCGUGAUUUUGGUUGUGAUUCUGGCGGGUGGCGCGAUGGUUGGGAGUUGGGAAGGGGAGGGGUCAGCAACAAACGUUGUCCCGGGACCGGGCUGGCAACGAGAGAUUGCGGCGAGAAAUGGUGUGAUUUAGACUGUCUAGAGGGACUGCGGGGGGACGCGUGCGGGUGUGGCGUGGAACGCUACGCGUUAGUCGGCAAGGGUUACUCUGCCUCUGCCUCUCUUUCGGUUGCGCAUUUGGUGUGUCGGACCGGCCAGUCGCAGGCGCUCGAGGCUUCGAGAAGUAUCGAGGACAGAUACAUUACGGUUCGGUGUUCUCUGUCUCCUGUAUGAGUCCCCCCCGCCCCGCCUUUUUUUUAUUUAUUGCCAAGGGAAACGGUCGCAUUUUCCCAGCUAGUCAACUUGUUGCAUCGCGGAGGAGUGCUGCGAGCGGCAUGGCUGUCGGUUUGAGCUUCGGCCGGAGGCUAUAUUCCGUACCGGCUUCAUAUCCCGUACCGGCCGGUCGGGGAAGACAGACAGACAGCCUACGUGGUGUGGAGCGGUGUCGAGAGCUGAGCGGCGGCGUUGUGGCGCAAACGUCGUGAUUGGUGCCGGCGGGGGGGGGACGCCAAGAAUGGGCGCUACAGCGGUAGUAGUUGUCCUAAUCUCUAUUUGCCCGUCCCGCACUCGCCCGGCCGCCUUGUAAAUAUGGGGUGCGUUUGAUGGUUAUCCGUGUUUGCCGUCUGUAUCGUACCGUAACAUUAUGUUGUUCCCGUCGAUGACGGUGUGACGCCGUGAGGAGUAUUCAUCCCGCGCCCGUCAGCAGCCCGUAUUCUCUCGGAAGAGGAACGAUCCAGGGAGCAAUCCGAGCAAAUUCAUUGGCUUGCUGCUGGAAAAAACAAACAGCUGUGCUCUCCAGAAGAGGACGCCUGCUAGACGGAGGUGUGGGCAGCGGGCGGGGGUAUGUUUUUGGUGUGUUGUUUGGUUGUGUCGGUUGGAUGAAAGUGGUAGCCUGGUGUCUACGUCGGCGCUAUGGCGCGUAGUACGUAUUCGAGUGUCCGCGAGGCGAGCGGGGGCGCCGCUGCUUACUACGCCCCCCUUGAAGGGGAGGUUACGGUGCGGAACCCCGGGCACCACGGCGCGCGCACGUUCGCGACACGCCUCCUCGUAUAGUGUGACUGGUCGAUGAAUUCUGGUCUUGAAGGUGAUAAAAUGACGGCAGAUAGUUCACCACCAGUAGGGCUUCGAGUGCGCGCGUUGGUGGGCGGAUGCCAUCUGUACAUAGUAGGUAGGAUGCCACAUCGGCGGGCGUUUUCGAUUUUAGGCCUUUUUUUUGUGGUUUUUUGUGGCAACCUGGCGGGUAGUGUCAGUCGGAGUAUGGGUGAAAACCUUGCUGUGCGGAAGUGAGUUAAGAAAAUAGGAUGAAAGAGU